AUCAUUUCCUCCCGGGAGGUUCUCCAGAUAACCGUCCGCUUUGUUAGAUAGCUACCUCUACUUCACCACCAUGCGUCUGGGAAACUUCUCGCUGCUUGCUCUCGGGGCGACCACGACGAGCGCAUUCCGCGAUACCUCUCCAUUUUUCCUUGCAUCGACCUCUGAGAUCCUUUCCACGUCGGCACAGCUCAAGACCGCUCCCUCUAUACUAGAAGAUCUCUCUACUGGGCUCAACGGCUGCCCUUCCGACUACUAUGUCAUCGCUUCUCAGCCCGGUGUGCAUAGCACCGACUUCGCUACCCGCAAGUCUGCACCGCACCUCGGCGCAAAGAUGACAGGAAAGGACAAGUCGAUCCGGUCAAAGAUGAUCGUUAAUGAAGUCGAAGGGGUGCUGGAGGCGAAGUACAUCCAGGAGCUGCUCGAGAAGGAGUGCGGGGCCGAGUCGACUGUGAUCGAUGCUUCCUCUGGGACCUAUCCUGCCGACUUUGGUGCGGAGCCGCGUAUUAUCCUCAUCGACCUCCCUGUUCUGCCUCUGGGCUCUGAGCGGAGACAUCGGCUUUCAGACAACGAUGGUCUGCUCUUUGAUAUCAUUGAGCGACUACCAGAGUCUAAGGGCUACACAAUCCUCUAUGUCACUUCACCCAGGGAAUUUGAAAACUCGAAUGCCGAUUUCUACCAGUCGGAUGAGGAUCCCAUUCACAUGGACCUCAAGCGCGACUACUCCGCUCAUGGCAGGCAGAUACCUGCAUCCAGCAAGACGCUCUUCCGGGAAUACCGGUUGCUCACUCCCGGCAUUUUUAUGGGAUUCCUUGCGACCCUCGUUUUUCUGAUUAUAAUGUAUGUUGGAUUGGCUGCUCUUAGCAGCUUGGAGGUCCCCUAUGCAGCAUUCGAAAAGGACACAUCCGCAAGCGUGCAAAAGAAGCAGCAGUAAUUCAAGGUUGUUCUUUCAGGAUCCUGUCAUUCAGGAUACUUCUCUUCCAUAAUUUGCUAUAUUAUGAAUAAGCUGUAUGUCAGUGAACCGGCGUUGACUUAUUUGUGGAAUCUAUCAUAUUGUACAAGUGCAUACUAUCCAUGUGUGUGUGUGUGUGUGUGUGUGUGUGUCACCUCCCUCUGAUCACGAAUUCAUGACAAAUCCUGGUGUUUCUAAGUAAAGCAUAAUUCAAUUCAAUAAGAGCCUGGGCAUGA
This is a messenger RNA of Aspergillus sclerotioniger CBS 115572, 1185 nucleotides long. RefSeq names its product BIG1-domain-containing protein. The record is from RefSeq and is a predicted model, not a curated record. Lineage: Eukaryota; Fungi; Ascomycota; Eurotiomycetes; Eurotiales; Aspergillaceae. Gene Ontology annotation, cellular component: endoplasmic reticulum membrane. The coding region runs from base 71 to 931 and encodes 286 amino acids. Gene Ontology annotation, biological process: (1->6)-beta-D-glucan biosynthetic process; fungal-type cell wall biogenesis. The transcript has 5 exons.